UUUAAUGAGACUGAGAUUUUUGAAGUAGGUCACUAAUUAUUUUAUCCAAACAUGAUGUUAAUAUCACUUUGGGUUCAAUCAAUAGUUGUAUGUAUUAUGAAGAUAAAUCCUCGGGUAAAUAUUAGACUCACAUAUGCAACAGGUUAUUUGGUUUGAUUUCAUUCUAAAUGGUUUGUUAUUCACUCUGACUUCUGCAGCUAUGGACUGGGAGAAGUCACUGAACCGAUCCGGGGUGAACUCUUCUACUCCGGCCUCUUCUUCAUCUCCAUCCAUGUCUGACUCUUCAUCCACCUUCUCUUCCUCCUGCUGCAACUCCUCUCAACCCGUCUUCUUGACUUCUUCACUCUCAGCCAAUGCUUUUUCUGGCCUGGACCUCCUUUAUGACCUGAAGCUCAUCUUUAUUCCUCUCUACUCGGUCGUCGUCCUGGUUGCCUGCUCCGGUAACCUCCUCCUGCUAUUUCUCAUCUGGCACAACAAGAAAAGACACAAUACCACAAAUUUCCUCAUUAGUAACCUGGCGCUUGUUGACCUGGUCAUGUGCAUCUUCUGCGUCCCUUUGACUGCGUCCUACGCUUUUGACCAGCGUGGAUGGGUAUUUGGCCCCUACAUGUGUCAUUUUGUCACUGUAAUGCAGUCAGCAGCUGUCUUCGCAGCAGUCCUGUCCCUCAUGGCCAUCGCAGUGGAUCGGUACGUGGUUGUGGCUUAUCCCAUCCGCAAAAGAGCAGGGUGCCAAUUUUGCUUGGGUCUGGUGACCCUGAUCUGGCUGUCUUCUCUGGCUUUAUCCACACCUACAGCACUACACACAGUUUACCUGGACCUGCAGGCUGCAGGGCUGCAGAUGGCCGUGUGUGAGGAGUUCUGGGAUGGCCAAGAGCAAAGCCGCCUCAUCUACUCCUGUUUCAUCCUCCUAUUCUCCUACUUCGUCCCUCUGUUUGCUGUCUCUAUUUCCUACUGUGCUAUAUCCUAUCAGCUAAAGCAGAGGAUCACGUCGGAUUUGACGGCGUGUCCAGAGAUGAGAUCUGCAAGGACUGCAUGGGGCAGAAGGAGGAGGAAGACCUUCUGCCUGCUGCUGGUGUCCGUCCUCUGUUUCGCCUUCUCAUGGCUCCCCUUACAGGUGGUGAAUCUGAUCCGUGACGUGGACACAGACUUCUCCAUCUUGGGCAAGAGUUACGUGAACAUCAUCCAAGUGUCGAGCCACCUGUUAGCCAUGAGCUCCGCCUGCUACAACCCUUUCAUUUACGCCUCAUUGCACAACAAAUUCCUGUCCUGCCUGUGUCACCACUUCCUGUCCCGGAGGAGAGGAAAAGGAAAGGAUAGAGGUCAGGGGUCAAGCAUCCUAACAAUGUCACACAGAGUGCCGCGCUUUCACACCUCCACCAUUGUGGCAGAUUUACCGGGUGCUGCUGUAAAUAAUGUCGGUCCUCAAGACCUCAACUACUCUUAAAUUGUUGUUUCAGUUGAGCAGGCACAAACGACGUAUCCAUCGGUCUUUUCUUCUGCUCAGUUGGAUUAAAAUUGACACUUGGUAUCUUCUUCACUUCACAUGUAAUAUGAAUCUUGUCAGCCUUCGUGCUGACAGAAGCUGAGUGAAUUCACAGCGAAGUUACAGCCACACUCUGUACAGCUGGUCAUCAUCACAAACAAAAAAAAUACACA
Larimichthys crocea (large yellow croaker) is the source of this 1656-nucleotide messenger RNA. It is a transcript of the gene prlh2r, whose product is annotated as prolactin releasing hormone 2 receptor. Lineage: Eukaryota; Metazoa; Chordata; Actinopteri; Sciaenidae. The coding region runs from base 134 to 1444 and encodes 436 amino acids. The record is from RefSeq and is a predicted model, not a curated record. Gene Ontology annotation, molecular function: neuropeptide binding; neuropeptide Y receptor activity. Gene Ontology annotation, biological process: G protein-coupled receptor signaling pathway. The transcript has 2 exons. Gene Ontology annotation, cellular component: plasma membrane; neuron projection.